Sporothrix brasiliensis 5110 is the source of this 300-nucleotide messenger RNA. RefSeq names its product DASH complex subunit DAD3. Gene Ontology annotation, cellular component: mitotic spindle; DASH complex. Bases 1 to 300 code for a protein of 99 amino acids. Gene Ontology annotation, biological process: attachment of spindle microtubules to kinetochore. The transcript has 2 exons. Lineage: Eukaryota; Fungi; Ascomycota; Sordariomycetes; Ophiostomatales; Ophiostomataceae. The record is from RefSeq and is a predicted model, not a curated record.
AUGGACGGCGACACGACCGAGAUCCUCUCCGCGCCGCCAGCGCCGGCAGGCGCGCCGGGUCCCCCUUCCCACGAGGAUCUGACGCCCAAAGAGCAGGCUGUGCUCGAAGAAUACGAACGUCUAGCUGAGAACAUGAAGAAGCUCGCUGCUCUCCUCGACGACCUGGCCGGCCGGCCGGCAACAGAAACGCUCGACGGGCUACGGGAACUGGAGCGCAAGACAAGUCUUGUGUUUACGCUGCUCAAGGCGAGUGUGUACAGCAUCGUGCUGCAGCACCAGAUUGACGGCGGUGAGCAGUAG